Molecule: messenger RNA, 1349 nt
Organism: Periophthalmus magnuspinnatus
Lineage: Eukaryota; Metazoa; Chordata; Actinopteri; Gobiiformes; Gobiidae
Product: homeobox protein Nkx-2.5-like
Exons: 2
Coding region: 111-1040 (309 amino acids)
Biological process (GO): cell differentiation; regulation of transcription by RNA polymerase II
Cellular component (GO): nucleus
Molecular function (GO): RNA polymerase II cis-regulatory region sequence-specific DNA binding; DNA-binding transcription factor activity, RNA polymerase II-specific
Source: RefSeq, a predicted model, not a curated record
AUCCCUUGUCUUGUGAAGAUUUGGACAGAACUUAAAAGACUUGUUAUUAGAGGUGUUUUUGAGGUCGUUUUUACGUGCGCCUUUUUGGAGUAGACCGUCUCUGGAGCUUGAUGAGCAAACCACUGUUAGACGCGAGUUUCCUUUGGGACAUGGAGGACGUAGGGCUGCAGAGCGCGUCCACGCCAUUCUCUGUAAAAGACAUCCUUAAAUUAGAGCAACAACAGCAGCAACAGCAGCAGCAAAGAUGUUACCCCUGCGCGCACCCGCCACCGACCCUCUGCGCGCCCCCGAUACUCACAGGAGGGCCCCACGACAUGGACGCGCCCGAGGACAACCUGGCCUACCUCAGCGCGCUCACGAGGGGUCACGAGGGCGAGCAGGAGCAGCGGGAUCUAUUCACAGCAUCAGCAGCAGCAGCGGGAAGGAAGGAGGAGGCACGCGGCGACAUGGACGAGCACGACCCCGAGGGUCUUGUGCUGAUGAGAGAGGAUACCUCGGAGUCUACGCGCGCUGAAGGAGAGCGGCGCGCACAGAAACCCCGGAGUCGUAGGAGGCCCCGGGUGCUAUUUUCUCAAGCGCAGGUGCUGGAACUCGAGAGGCGCUUCAAGCAGCAGCGGUACCUGUCCGCCCCGGAGCGAGAGGCCCUCGCGGCAACACUGCGGCUCACGUCCAACCAGGUCAAAAUUUGGUUUCAGAACCGGCGCUAUAAGUGCAAGAGGCAGCGCCAGGACCGUACCCUCGAGCACGCGCCCCCGCCGCCUCGUCGAGUGGCAGUGCCAGUGCUCGUGCGCGACGGGAAACCGUGCAUCGGAGGCGCACAAAGUUAUUCGGGCCCCGGGUAUGCGCCCGGAUACAGCUACGGCGGCUACGGCGCGUACUCGUAUAGCGCGCCCGCGUGCACGAGCAAUUACAGUUGUACGUACAGUGGACUGCACACCCUCCCAUCAAACAACGGCUCUUUCACGAGCGCCAACCUGGGGUCCACGCAGGCGCAAACGCAGGGUCCCAUGAGCGCCUGCCAGGGCAUUCGUGCGUGGUAACAAACAGGCCACGUGACCACUAAACUGGAUCUACCUGGACCCCUGGGUCUACUGUCGCUUCACGUAGGACCAAAGCCUCGGUUCAGCCUGGACUCAGGACUUUGUGGAGUCUAGAACCUCAACUGCUUUAACUUGACUUUAUAAAAGUUUCCAAAUAAAUGCGCAGAUGCCGAGCCUCCUGCUGUGUCUCCUUCAGCAGUGCGCGUUGGUCCACUUUAAAUGAUUUAAAUGUAUUAAUGAGUGUUAUUGGUGUUAUUGUGUGUUGCUUUAUUCAGCUUAAAGAUUUGAACAUGCAUUUGCAAUUUAUUG